AUGGGUGCUCACAACGGGCAACUCCCUGAAACCCUGCUCGUUGUACCUAACGGAGGUGCAUCGCGUCUCAGUGCCCAGGUUUCUGGCCACACGGGGGUUUGCGUGCGUCCUUUCGGCACCUUCAACCAUAACAUUGGUCCUCACAAGUCGGACCCCCCGGCUAGCGAAAAGCCGCUCUAUUUGAAUCGUUUUGACCAAGCAAAUGAUCCAGCCCUCUUCCAGCUCGAGGCGCAGCAGCUGGAGGCGAAGGGCAUGCUGAAGGAGCAAUGCAAGGACGCCAUUGAUGCAGCCGAUGUAGUCCAGCCAUCUAACCACCCCCACCAACGCAAGGGCCUUCUGAAGCGCAUGCGCUACUGGCACUACCACCAGACAGCCGAGCCGACCUUUCCUAAGACGCCAGAUCUGAGCAAAGGAGAGCUGGCGGCUGGCGCAAAUGUGGUCCGUACGUCUGUAUGGGCUACGCCUGAUGAGCCGGCUGUGGUCUCUGUUGGGCGUUUUGCACCCGAUAACUUCCGUGCCGCAGGCUAUGCCGAGAACGCCCCUGUCCCUACCAGCAUAAACAGCGAUGCGCACCCAGACUUCCGAGACUACCGCCUGGGCAGCGGCUCCCCAGAUAGAAGGCCCUUCAUGUACUUCUUGAGCGCAUCAUACUUCUUUAUCGGAGCCAGCAUGAUGAGAAGCCUGCUGUGCAAGAUGGUUCACUUCUGGUGGGUUAGCAAGGACCUGAUGGCUGCGGGUACCACCGAAAUCGACCUCAGACCGAUUGAAGUGGGAACGACAGCAGUCUUCAAGUGGAGAGGCAAGCCCGUCUUCGUGAGGCACAGGACUGCUGAGGAGAUCGAGCGGGCUCGUGCGGAUGACUUGGUGGUUGGCACAAUGAAGGACCCCCAGACGGACGCUGAGCGCUGCCCCCGUCCAGAAUGGCUGAUUAACAUCGGAGUUUGCACCCACCUCGGCUGCAUCCCGAUUGAAGGCGGCAGUUAUCAGGGCUGGUUCUGCCCGUGCCAUGGCUCGCAUUACGACAUUUCAGGCCGCGUUCGCCAGGGUCCGGCGCCUACCAAUCUUGAGAUUCCCGAGACGGUUUUCCUGGACGAUCUUACGGUGAAGCUGGGAUAA
Molecule: messenger RNA, 1116 nt
Organism: Cyclospora cayetanensis
Lineage: Eukaryota; Apicomplexa; Conoidasida; Eucoccidiorida; Eimeriidae
Product: cytochrome b-c1 complex subunit Rieske-1, mitochondrial
Exons: 6
Coding region: 1-1116 (371 amino acids)
Biological process (GO): mitochondrial electron transport, ubiquinol to cytochrome c
Cellular component (GO): membrane
Molecular function (GO): 2 iron, 2 sulfur cluster binding; quinol-cytochrome-c reductase activity
Source: RefSeq, a predicted model, not a curated record